UUUUUUUUGUGGUUUAUGUUGAAGAAGAAUAUGAUGAUUGGGAUGAUAAAAGAUUAAUUGAUCAACAAAGACAUUGGUAUAAAUUAAAAGAUGCUUUUUCAUUAUUAAGAAUUUAUAAACCAUCUCAAUUAACUUUUUUUGAAAAAUUUCUCUCAACAUCACCUAAUCGUAUUAAUUUACUUCAUCAAAUAUCUUCAUAA
Molecule: messenger RNA, 200 nt
Organism: Rotaria sordida
Lineage: Eukaryota; Metazoa; Rotifera; Eurotatoria; Philodinida; Philodinidae
Source: the annotation of a GenBank genome assembly